AUGGAUAGCCGCGUCUUAGGAAGCUACACAGGCCUUGCGCCGUAUAAGUGUCUCGUUCUUAUGGGUUACCUCCGCCGUCUACUUAUGGACGUUACGGUCUAUACUGUAAGAUGGAAAUCGGGUUUUUAA
Fusarium odoratissimum NRRL 54006 is the source of this 129-nucleotide messenger RNA. RefSeq lists its product as uncharacterized. Bases 1 to 129 code for a protein of 42 amino acids. The record is from RefSeq and is a predicted model, not a curated record. The transcript has 2 exons. Lineage: Eukaryota; Fungi; Ascomycota; Sordariomycetes; Hypocreales; Nectriaceae.